GAAAAGUUGUUUGGCUGAAAUGUCGUGUGACAUUAAUUGCAUUGACUAUAACAGUACAAUGGCGUUCGUUCAGGAGAAUGAUGCCCUGGACGAGGAACGAGAUAAAGACGAUGUGCAGGCAGUGCUCAGCAAACUCAGCACCUCGGCGUUAUUGGAGUCUACAUUAGAAGGACUGGACGGAUAUGGACUAUGUGAUCCUGUUCAACCGGAACCGGAAGAUUGUCUUUGUGGAUACUCUCGUUUACGAAUGCAGUGCGCAGAUGAAGCAGCAAUGCAUUGGAGAUCGCCCUCAUCGGUGGCUUGUACAGCUUAUCAGAACUUCCUGCUUUGUCUCAAAAGAGAGCAUUCGCGUUGUCGUCGCCAUUUUGUUGAUCCAUUGGAGCGGAUUCACUCUCGUCUGCUAGAAAGGUGCUUUUGUUGACAGAAAAAAAAUGGUGUUGUUGUAUUUGCCAAGUGUGAACUGUAAUUGCAACAGACAUUUUUAAUCCAUUUGUUCAUAUUUAUAGCAUCAUAGACUGACUAGUUUAUUGUAGAGCAUGGCAUGUCAAGAAGACAUCAGCUAUGUUACCAUAGUAACAAUAUCAUGG
Molecule: messenger RNA, 587 nt
Organism: Saccoglossus kowalevskii
Lineage: Eukaryota; Metazoa; Hemichordata; Enteropneusta; Harrimaniidae
Source: RefSeq, a predicted model, not a curated record